This is a messenger RNA of Geosmithia morbida, 1662 nucleotides long. Its product is annotated as MFS family permease. Gene Ontology annotation, molecular function: transmembrane transporter activity. NCBI's taxonomy places the organism in Eukaryota, Fungi, Ascomycota, Sordariomycetes, Hypocreales, Bionectriaceae. The record is from RefSeq and is a predicted model, not a curated record. Gene Ontology annotation, biological process: transmembrane transport. The transcript is spliced from 5 exons. Gene Ontology annotation, cellular component: membrane. The coding region runs from base 1 to 1662 and encodes 553 amino acids.
AUGACUGCUUCAACCAAGGUUGACGACAAUGGAGACUCCAUUCACAUGGAGACGCGGGAGACGGCCGCAACCCCCGGCAAUGGCGACAACGACCCAGCCCUGGCGGCGUUCAACACCAAAUCCGCCCGCGGCAAGGCGGCCCAGCUCCUGAAGGAGGUGGGUCACCAUGUCGUCGUCACGCCCGAGGAGAACAAGCGCGUCCUGCGUCUCAUCGACCUGCGUAUCCUGCCCAUCAUCCUCUUCGUCUACUGCCUGCAGUCGCUGGACAAGACGACGCUCAGCUACGCCUCCGUCUUCGGGCUCAUCCAGGACACGAACCUCAAAGGCAACGAGUUCUCGUGGCUGGGCUCCGUCGUCUACGUCUCCCAGCUCGUCUUCCAGCCGCUAGUCGCCUACCUGCUCGUCCGAUUCCCCAUCGGCAAGUUCUCGGCCACCAUGGUGCUGUGCUGGGGUAGCGUGCUGUGCUGCAUGGCCGCUGCGCACAACUUUGGCGGGCUCAUGGCUACUCGUCUCCUUCUGGGCAUGUUUGAGGCUUCUGUCGGCCCUACCUUUAUUGCCGUCGUGCAGAUGUGGUACCGACGACGAGAGCAGACGAAGCGUAACGCUGCGUGGUACUCCAUGCUGGGUGUCGUCAACAUUCUGGGAAGUCUGCUGUCGUUCGGUCUGGGACAUAUCAAGUCGUCUCUCAAGCCGUACCAGGUCAUCUUCCUCUUCUGCGGCGCCAUCACCGUGGCCUUUUCAGCCGUCAUGUACCUGUUCAUGCCCGACUCCCCCGUCGAGGCCAAAUUCCUGACACCCGAGGACAAGGUGAUCGCGCUGGAGCGUCUGCGCAUGAACCAGAUGGGCAUAGAGUCUGGUGUGUGGAAGUGGGACCACGUGCGCGAGGCGGUGCUGGACCUCAAGACGUGGCUGUGGUUCUCGCUGAUGUUUGUCAUCAGCAUCCCGUCGGGUGGUAUCUCGGCCUUUGGCCCGCUGAUCAUCGAGUCCUUCGGCUUCGACCAGUUCACCACGAUCCUGUUCAACAUGCCCUUUGGUGCCGUGCAGCUCGUGGCCACCAUGGGCGGCGCCUUCCUGGCCGACAAGCUGCGCAUGAAGUCCCCCGUCCUCCUUCUCCUGUGCCUCCCCCCCAUCGCCGGCUGCGCCGUCCUGCUCGCCGUCGGCAGGGGGGCCGGGGACCGCGCCGUCCUCCUGGUAGGCUACUACAUCAUCUCGGUCUACCCGGGCAUCUCGCCCCUCGUGUACUCGUGGUCCGGCCAGAACACGGCCGGCGACACGAAGCGCAAGGCCACCACCGGUAUCCUGUUCGUCGGCCAGAGCGCCGGGAACAUCAUCGGCCCCUUCCUCUUCCGUCCCAACGAGGCACCCAAGUACACCCGCGGCCUGACGGCCAACCUCGCCCUCUUCGUCGUCCUCGCCGGCCUCGUCAUCCUCGGCAUGCUCCUCAUCCGCAUCCUCAACGCCAAGCAGGCCGCCAAGCGCAAGGCCAUGGGAAAGUCCGAGCACAUUCAGGAUCUCAGCAUGGCUGACCAGAAGCAACUCGACGCCGCGGUCCUCAAUGACGAUGUCGAGGGGGGCGCCGACGAUGCUGCCCACCCCGUUGAUAAUAAGGCGCUCGAGGACAUAACCGACCGUCAGAACGAGGACUUUGUCUAUGUCUACUAA